This is a messenger RNA of Cylindrotheca closterium, 1053 nucleotides long. The record is from the annotation of a GenBank genome assembly. NCBI's taxonomy places the organism in Eukaryota, Bacillariophyta, Bacillariophyceae, Bacillariales, Bacillariaceae.
AUGUCUGAGAAAGACGAUGAGAAUGAUGAAGUUGCAAGAAUUGUUGUUGUAGGUCAGAACCGCGCAAGGCUGUCAAAGAUUAUGGAGUUGGUGAAUGAGCGGAAAGAGACACUUUCCGAGUCAGAAUUCGACACCAAAACAAAGCUCGUUCCAUGUCUCGCAGCGUUACAGGCCUAUCCAAAUGAAGAUGGAAACCAAGUGAGAUACAUGUCUAAUUUUGUCUAUCACGACGGAUCUUCCAUGACGCAAUUUCUAGACGAUGAGGCUUUUCGAACCAAUGUGCGACUCGUGCUGAUGGUUGGCUAUGAAUGGCAGCAUGGAGAUGAAGUUCACAUUUUCAAGUACUUUGAAACCAAUGGAAUUGACAUACAAGUGGAAUGCAUUCGACCCAACGCAGAUCACGAUACUUUGCAGAAAGAGAUGGAUGUAUUCAAGGGACUCAACCCGGAAGACAAGAAGAAACAUUCUCAAGAACAGACAAUGGGGCCAUCCAAAAUGGCCAAGUAUGUUAUUGAUGCUUUGAGGCGACCUAUGGAAGAAGAAAAGGAAGAUGAAGAAGAUGAUAAGGCAGAAGCAGAAGAAGAAACAGCGGAAGAGAUACAAGAGAAGAAACGGAUCUAUAUUGAUGCUAAACUCCCUAGAUAUGCAUGCAAGGUGUGCCGGUCGAUCUUGUUUGGACAUAAUCACCUGCACCCACUCACCAAAGCCAACUAUGGCACUAAAAUUACGAGUCAUUCGAUGUUUUGUAUUGAGGAGGUACUCAAUUGGCUGGCUGGAGACGAUCAAUAUGCAGCGGAAGGGAAGCUUUCUUGCCCAAACUGCCAUGCCAAAAUUGGGUACUGGAAAUGGUCGGGCGCACUGACGGCAAAUGGUUCAUGGGUGACGCCUGCGAUUCAGUUUCCGACUAGCAAAGUGGACCGAAUCGAGCCAGUGUCUAUCAGUCCACUACAUGGUGUCAUUCGACCAGUGCUUUCCCAGCAGGAUGGCGAAGCUACUAGUGAGAUUGAGACGACUGUUGGCAACGCGCUGCCUACAAACCCUUCCAUCGAGUAG